GCUGGGGUCGGUGUGGGGCGGGCUGAAGCAGGGUAGACUAAAGGGAAUAAAAGCCUCAGCUGGAGGCGGUAUUCGCGUCUCUCCGAACACGUCUUUUGUCUAGCUUUCAUCCACUGUAGGUCGAGUCCCCACCGAGUCCACCAUGGCUGGGUUCCUGCGCGCCCUGCUGCUCCUGCUGGCCGCCUUGGUCCUGGCCCUAUCAGUGAGCUCUGCAGCCGGCGCGAGCCCCGGCAGGCCUCUCAUGCCUGGCGGUCUGGCAGAGGCAGACGUCAACGAAGAGGGCGUGCAGCAAGCGCUGAACUUCGCCCUGAACGAGUACAACAAAGCGAGCAACGACGCCUUCCACAGCCGUGCCUUGCGAGUGGUGCGCGCCCGCAAGCAGGUCGUGGCCGGGCUGAACUAUUUCUUGGACGUGGAAAUAGGUCGAACCACAUGUACCAAGUCCCAGCCCAACUUGGCCAGCUGUCCCUUCCAUAUCCAGCCACACCUGAGGAAGAAAGCACUCUGCUCUUUCCAGAUAUACACUGUCCCUUGGUUGGGCAAGACCUCCAUGGUGAAGUCCAGCUGCCAGGACACAUAGAGGAUGUGACGGGCUGGACCACACUAGCUGCCUCUCACUUGCACUCCCCCACCCUGAUGGAGUCCCCUCAGUGUGCUGGUCCCAGACAACAAAUAGAGGCUUCUUGAGAAUUGUUUGAAUAGCUAAGAGGCUCUAACUUGUUUCUCUUAAUUGCUUUCUAGAUGACCUAUCCCUGUUGCAUAUGUUCUGCCCCUAUUUUACACAAUAAAAAAUAACAUCAGCUA
Molecule: messenger RNA, 804 nt
Organism: Phyllostomus hastatus (greater spear-nosed bat)
Lineage: Eukaryota; Metazoa; Chordata; Mammalia; Chiroptera; Phyllostomidae
Gene: CST3
Product: cystatin C
Exons: 3
Coding region: 143-580 (145 amino acids)
Molecular function (GO): cysteine-type endopeptidase inhibitor activity
Source: RefSeq, a predicted model, not a curated record